This is a messenger RNA of Esox lucius (northern pike), 2679 nucleotides long. RefSeq lists its product as uncharacterized. Bases 308 to 1411 code for a protein of 367 amino acids. The record is from RefSeq and is a predicted model, not a curated record. Gene Ontology annotation, cellular component: membrane. Lineage: Eukaryota; Metazoa; Chordata; Actinopteri; Esociformes; Esocidae. The transcript is spliced from 8 exons.
UGGUACCGUAACCGAGUACUUGGACAGUAGCACGGAAGUUAUUGUUUGUGAGAAUACCGGGGGAUUUUGGUGUACUGAACGAAAGUAAAUAAGAUAUAACUUAAGGCGUUGACGUUCUCGUGCAAAAUCGAAAUGUUUUGAAAAUUAAUACGUGUAUAUACUUAAACGGUAGCAAGGUAAAUAGCUAAUCAGUGCAGUUUUGAUAGCUAAUGCUUCUACUACUGUAAACUAGCUAGCUAGCUACGUUGUUAGCUAACUUGGGUACUAGCUACCGUAGCUAGCUGGCUUUCUUAAUUUAACAAGCAAAAUGCCUUCGUACAAAGAAGUGAGAAACAGCAACCGCUUCUAUUAUUUCAUCAAAUUCACCUUAAAUGUCUACUCCAUGCUUUUCUCGCUCUUGGGACUGUGUGUGCUGUGCGUGGGCGUGUAUGCAGAGGUGGAGCGUCAGAAGAACCGGACACUGGAGGGGGUGUUCUUGGCCCCCGCUGUGGUCCUCAUCCUGCUGGGCUUGGUGAUGUUCACCGUGUCCCUGGUGGGCAUGGUGGGCUCCCUCAGGGACAAUAAGACCUUGCUACACAUGUUCCUGUGUGUUCUCUGUGUGCUACUCUUCCUGCAGGCUGUGGCUCUUAUUGUUGCGCUCAUCUUUGAGAAGAAGACGUCAGCUUUGUUCCAGAGCAGUAUACGAGAGGGAAUCAAGCACUACUAUGAUGAUCUGGACUUCAAAAAUAUCUUGGACUUUGUGCAACAGAAGUUCUCUUGUUGUGGUGGGGACGAGUACAAAGACUGGGGUGUGAAUCAGUACCAUUUCUGCAAUGGCACCGGGCCGCUGGCUUGUGGCGUCCCUUAUACAUGCUGUGUCCGACAAAAGGUGGGGGAGGUCGUCAACACUCUGUGUGGUUACCAGACUCUCAGCCAACAGCGGGAGGUCCUGGUUGAUGUGAUCCAUGUGCGAGGCUGUAUCCAUGCUGUCAAUCUGUGGAUGGGAGACAACGUGGGAACAACUAUUGGACUCUGCUGUGCCAUUGGGCUUCCACAGCUGAUGGGGAUCAUACUGAGCUGUAUGUUCUGGAACCUCCUGGUGGAGAUGAGUGAGUCCAUGGACAUGGUUGACUUCAAGAUCCUGAAGAGAGCUGGCUUUGAGUACAGAGAGCUGGACCUGUCUGGCGCAGGCUGCUGUCUGUGUCUGCCCAGAGAUGGAGGCUACCUCCCUCUGCCAGCCUUGGACCCCAUAUUGUCUGACCCGGACCUAAAGCCCAUCCCUAUCCGUGUCCAGCGGCCACUGCCUGUCCAGGUCCACAGGCCCCUGGCCCAGUCCCUCCAAGACCUUCAGCUCUCUGGGCAAAGUGGACGGGGCCUGGACGAGGUGGACAUCGGGCGCAAGCAGAAUAAGCAUAAAAGAAGGGAAUAUUGAUUUUUUUUGUUGUUGUUUUCCCCCGGAUUGUUUUAUGUAGUUGUUGUUUCAGUCACUGUGUUUUUUUUGGGAGAUGGGUUAGACCUGUUGCACUAUUUGGUGGUCUAACCAAUCAAUGGUCAUUAACUGACAGAAUCAACGCUUCUAAUUGGCACGUUCCGAGCAGUCUACACUGCAGACGCAUGCCAGGUAUCAGUGCCUGGGCAGGUAUUUAACACUACGUCCCGUGUGGCUUAAGUCAAGGUUUGGAUUCCCGCAGGGUGACCAGUAGGAAAAAGUAUGAAAAUAUAUGCACUCACUAUUGACCGUCUACUUUAAAUGUAAACAUAUCCGCUUACCACAUAUUAUAUAGCAAUCUGAUGGCCGACAAGUCGGUCGAUGACCUGGCUCCCAAGCAUUAAUUGAUCAAAGCAACGCAUGUAGUUGGUCUGGAACGUGGCCAGAGGUAUGGCACUUUGGCAAAGCAUCACUGGGUAAAUAUUUAUCCUGUUCUUAAAUUUAAUUCUGAUCAAAACCUUUAAAGAAACAUGCUACAGUGGCUCUUAGACACUACUAUCAGUGUGUCAUUUUAUUUUGUAAUUUUUUCCAGAAUUAAGCUGCUUUAUUUUGAUAUUUCAUAUCAAAUUAUUCCAGGUAUUAUUUAUGGGUGGGGAGGGGGGGGGGUUGAACUGCGUCUCACGUGCUAAAGCUUACCUCAGGCUCCAUUGAAACGGCCCACUUGUCAAAAUAAGGCAAUUCACAUAAUGUAGUAUAUUUACCAUAGACUUUAUGAGAUUCUUAGUUUGAGAUGAUCAUUCUAGUCAGAGCAGGGGAAUAGUUAUGGCCAAUCUUGUCUUGCGUUGCGUGCAAUGUCUGUGAAGAAUGUGUACUGUAGCCUAAUGUUUAUUUUUAGAAUGAACUCUUCGAUUUGUACCGGUACGUAUGUAUGUAUGUUAUGAACUGCCUAUUCAGGAACAAUGUGGAAAGCAUGUAUGUUUUGUAUUUUAAUGAAGUUGAAAAAAAUGAUACUGUUUACAGCUCUUUUAGGGUUUCAUCAGGCGUUUUCAGUCUCUUCCAUUUUUUCUAAGACGUUUUUAUUAUACUUAGCUUUUUUGAAACAAACCCAACAUAAGGGAUAAAGCAAUCUAGUCCAAAUUAAAUCAAUCCAUGUUUAAGCUAGGAUCCUUUCUUAUCUGAUUUCUUGCACUGUUUGAGCUUCAUGUAAGCUCUGGCCUUGUAUUUAAACACUACUUUCACAGUAAUUGUCAAUAAAGCUGUUUUAAAUUUGA